GCGGCCUUACAAUAUUUAAUACUAAUGUAUGUUCCUGCAGCACAAGUGACGUUAAGCUGUUGCCAGCCUAUUGAAUCAGUUUGGAGGGUGGGAAGGUCAGUCACUUGAUCCCUGACUGAGUUUGAAUCUAUUGUAUUUCCAUUAUUAUUUCUCCUGCUUUCCUUCUCUUUUUUGAAAUAAGCAAUAUAAAACUAAUGUUUCCUCAUUUAAAGCGGCAAGAAUGUCCAGAGUGCCCGACUUGUUUUAACUGUCAAUUGCCAACAAACACGUGUACGAAUGGAGGGCAGUGUAGCAUCAGUGGUGCUUGUACUUGUCCGGCGGGAUGGGGUGACUUGGAUUGUUCACAGCCUUUAUGUGGAUCACUGUAUGAGCCGAACCGACCACCCAGGGAGAUAGAUCAGGAUUGUGCAUGUGAUUCAGGUUGGGGAGGUGUGAAUUGUAACGUAUGUCAACAAGAUCAAUCCUGUCAACCAUUUAAAGGAUCCAACGCAACAUGUCUGAAAAACGCUAUUGGAUUGAAAUCCAUGCAUGCUUGGUGUGCUACUACAAAUAUACCGUGGAUUGACAAUACGCAUGUGUCACUAUCUUGUGAAUGGGGUAAGAAUGAGUGUAUGUUUCAGUUUUGGAAAGAUAGAGAGGAACAGUUUUAUUGUGAACUUAGUGAAUGUAGUCAAGCGAGUAAGUACCAGCACUUUCUCUCAAAAUUAACAUCUCGCUAAGUUUUUGGAUAUUAGCUUCGGGAGAUAACGAUGUGCAGGGUCAUUGUAAAAAGGCAAAAUGCGGUUGCAUGAAAGACGCCUUCAUGUGCGGUAAAGAAGUAGGUAAGUUUAUUCAAGAAUAUUUGAUAAUAGUUCAAGGUUAACAUGACGGGGGAAAUGUAGACAUGUCCGAAUUGGUAAAAAAUGUAAAAGGACCGUCUGAAUGGUUCUGCAAAAACGGAAAAAAUUGUUGGUACAACGCGUCUUUCCUGACAAUAUUCAGCUUGCGUGUGAUGU
This is a messenger RNA of Mucor mucedo, 995 nucleotides long. RefSeq lists its product as uncharacterized. The transcript has 5 exons. The record is from RefSeq and is a predicted model, not a curated record. NCBI's taxonomy places the organism in Eukaryota, Fungi, Mucoromycota, Mucoromycetes, Mucorales, Mucoraceae. Bases 195 to 719 code for a protein of 174 amino acids.